Trichosurus vulpecula (common brushtail) is the source of this 5403-nucleotide messenger RNA. It is a transcript of the gene MTHFR, whose product is annotated as methylenetetrahydrofolate reductase. Bases 100 to 2034 code for a protein of 644 amino acids. Gene Ontology annotation, molecular function: FAD binding; methylenetetrahydrofolate reductase [NAD(P)H] activity. Gene Ontology annotation, cellular component: cytosol. Gene Ontology annotation, biological process: tetrahydrofolate interconversion. NCBI's taxonomy places the organism in Eukaryota, Metazoa, Chordata, Mammalia, Diprotodontia, Phalangeridae. The transcript has 12 exons. The record is from RefSeq and is a predicted model, not a curated record.
AGCAGAGAGCCCAGCAGUGACAGAGGCCGGGCUAGAAGAAGCCUCUAGCUUUGGAGGACAGGCCUACCAGGGCAGAGCUCCAGCUGCAGGAAUCCGGCCAUGGUGAACGAAGCCCGAGGCAGCGGCUCUUCAGAGGGCAGCAGCAGCGGCAGUGAAGGCUCCAAGGAGAGCUCCCGCUGUCCCACCCCCGUGUUGGACGCUGAGCGGCAUGAGCGGCUGCGUGAGAAGAUGCAUCGCAGGAUGGAGUCGGGGGACAAGUGGUUCUCUCUGGAGUUUUUCCCUCCUCGAACUGCUCAGGGAGCAGUCAAUCUCAUCUCUAGGUUUGACCGCAUGGGGGCAGGUGGCCCCCUCUUUGUGGAUGUUACCUGGCACCCGGCAGGGGAUCCUGGCUCAGACAAGGAGACCUCAUCCAUGAUUAUCGCCAACACAGCUGUAGACUACUGUGGCCUGGAGACAGUCCUGCACAUGACCUGCUGUCACCAGACCCGGGAUGAGAUCACCAGCCACCUGCACAAGGCCAAGCGGCUGGGCCUAAAGAAUAUCAUGGCAUUGCGAGGAGACCCCAUGGGUGAUGAGUGGGAGGAAGAAGAAAAUGGCUUCAGCCAUGCAGUGGACCUGGUGAAACACAUCCGCAGUGAGUUUGGGGACUACUUUGACAUCUGUGUAGCAGGUUACCCCAAGGGUCACCCAGAGGCAGCAAGCUUUGAAGAGGACCUUCAGCACCUCAAGGAGAAGGUGUCAGCAGGGGCUGACUUCAUUGUCACACAGCUCUUCUUCCAGGCAGACACUUUUUUAAAUUUCACCAAAGCCUGUGCAGCGAUAGGCAUCACGUGCCCCAUCCUUCCAGGAAUCUUCCCCAUCCAGGGUUAUCACUCCCUGCGGCAGCUGGUGAAGCUCUCCAAGCUGGAAGUGCCGCAGGAAAUCAAAGAUGUGAUUGAGCCAAUCAAGGACAACGAUGCUGCCAUCCGCAACUAUGGAAUCGAACUGGCUGUGGCCAUGUGCCAGGAGCUGCUGGCUAGCGGCUUGGUACACGGCCUCCACUUCUACACCCUCAACCGUGAGGUGGCAACUGUGGAGGUGCUGAAGAGGCUGGGCAUAUGGAACGAAGAUCCCAGGCGUCCUCUGCCAUGGGCUGUCAGUGCCCAUCCCAAACGCCGAGUAGAGGAUGUCCGACCAAUCUUCUGGGCCUCUAGACCAAAGAGUUACAUCUACCGAACACAGGCAUGGGAUGAAUUUCCCAAUGGUCGUUGGGGGAACUCCUCGUCCCCAGCCUUUGGUGAGCUGAAGGACUAUUAUCUCUUCUGCCUGAAGAGCAAGUCCCCAAGGGAAGAGCUACUGAAGAUGUGGGGGGAGGAACUGACCAGUGAAGAGAGUGUCUUCGAAGUGUUUACCAACUAUCUCUCUGGAGAACCCAAUGCGAAUGGCUACAAAGUGACCUGUUUACCUUGGAACGAUGAGCCUCUGGCAGCCGAGACCAGCCUGAUGAAAGAGGAGCUGCAGAAGGUGAAUCAGCGAGGCAUCCUCACCAUCAACUCCCAGCCCAAUAUCAACGGGAAGCCGUCCGCUGACCCCAUCGUGGGCUGGGGCCCCAGUGGCGGCUAUGUCUUCCAGAAGGCCUAUCUGGAGUUCUUUACCUCCAGUGAAACAGUGGCGGCUCUUCUCCAGGUGCUGAAGAAAUAUGAGCUCCGUGUCAAUUACCACAUUGUCAAUGUCAAGGGUGAAAACAUCACCAAUGCCCCUGACCUCCAGCCCAAUGCUGUGACUUGGGGCAUCUUCCCUGGGCGAGAGAUCAUCCAGCCCACGGUAGUGGAUCCUGUCAGUUUUAUGUUUUGGAAGGAUGAGGCCUUUGCCCUGUGGAUUGAGCAAUGGGGGAAGCUGUAUGAGGAGGAAUCCCCAUCGAGGAUGAUCAUCCAGUAUAUCCAUGACAAUUAUCACCUGGUCAACCUGGUAGACAACGAGUUCCCCUUGGACAAUUGUCUGUGGCAGGUCCUAGAAGACACCUUUGAGCUCCUCAGCAGGCCAGCCCUGCAGUGAGAGAUGGGAAAGCUCGGGGCCCCUGGAGCCACCUUCCUCAGCCCCCCAGGCAUCCUCUCUUUCCUCUCUUCCUCAGUGUUCCUCUAAGGAUUCUCCAGCUGUUUUCUUCUCCAUCCUGUCUGGUUACACGCGCCCCGGCUCCCAUCCCCACCUCCUAUCCCCAUCCCUCCCCAGUGACAGCUGCUAGGCUGGUUCCUGACCUCUGUGCUUGGAUUCAACCAGAGUCUGUUCUGCACUCGAGGCUUGGUGGAUUUCCCCCACACUAUAAUUGUGCUAUUUUCCCCUUUUGUUGGGGAGUAACUCCAUCCUGCGACCCUGUAAUGGCCCUAGGCCAUGGAGGAGCACUGGCCAUCCAAUGGCACCUUUCAGUUCUCCUGAGGAGGUGAAGUGACCUGAGACUGUGAGCACUGGUCCAGAGUGCCUGCUUAGCCAGCAGGGCCUUCCAAAGAAACUGUCUGCUGUUCUGUUUCCUGGGCCACACGCUGAUGUUCAAGCCCCAGACAUACCUGGAAAUGCCCUGCUGUGCAUGGAGAACUGGGACUGUUGGACUAGACACAUGGAUGUUGGACUUUGGGGUCCUUUUGCCUCAGGGACUGUGGCCUAGUUCUUGCCUCAGUUUCCCCAUAUAUGAAAGGAGAGGCGAGCAUGAACUCUUCUGCCUUCCUAGGCAGGAGGAGGUCAGGCAAGCACACAGACCUCGGGCUGCCACAUAACCACUAUUAGCACUUACCCUCUUCCAUUGGAGCAUUGGUUGAGUCUGUGGUUCCAAAUUUACUGCCAUCUUUCUUUUCCUGAUUGGCCUGUGUUUAAUCUGUCUGGGAAACUCCCAGUGUGGAGUCUCCCUCUCGUCUUCCUGAUUCCAAGAUUGGCCCUCUGUCCCCUGCUCUAGCCUCCCUUUGUUCCUACUAUAAGCUCCUCUGUUUCCAUAGAUUUGUGGUUUGAAAGAAAACAUCUUAGGGAGUUUCAAGUGACUUCAGAAGCAUCCUCAGUGGAAACCCUGCCCUCAUUUUCCUCCUUAGGGAGACAGAAAGGAGCAAGAGUCUAUGACCCUUGAGGGCAAAGGGGUCGAUGCUAGACCCAAAGGGGUCAGUCACAUGGUUGGAGCAGCCUCUUUCAGUGCUGGGCCUGCUUGCAUUCUCAAAGGGAGCCCUUUGACCAGCCCUGGCUAAUAUUUGCUGCUUUUUAAAUGAUACCUCUUCUUCUUCUACGAACCUCAGGUCUGGCCUGCUCCAUCUUCUUCCUUCCUCUCCUAAAGGCGUUUGUCUUGUGCGUGAAUGAAUGUCAGUAAAUAGCACUUUCCCCAGCUGGGUCAAUCAUGCUAUCUGGCAAGUACAGGGUUAAGGGAAAGUCCUCUCUCUGUCCUCCCCACCCCCACCCCCAGGCUCCCCUUCUAGAGCUGAGAUCAGCUGUCUUGGAGCCAGUGCUGGGUCAGCAGAGAGAAAAUCUUGCUAGGGAGGGAAGGGGGGUGGACAGAAGGAAGCAAAUGCAGCAGAGCAGAAACAGGGAAGCUGCUUGGGGAGGGGGUGACCCUAAGUCCAGUCAACACUGCCUGGCCCCAGUUCUGCCUAUUUUCUUGUAGGUGGGGGCUCCCCAAAUCAGAGUUGGGGGACUUUGGCGGUUAUUUUAGACUACCAGCCUGAACAGAACCCUCCUUGGAGCAUCCCCAACCUCUGCUUAAAGACCCCGACCACUUGGAAGUCACUACCUCUGGACUGCCCAGUCACCUUGGAAAACACCCAUUUGGAUUUUGUAAUGAAUUUAAAUCUGCCUGUGCCUGUGGGCAGCUUUUAUUGCCCCUAUUUCUGCCCUCUGAGGCUCAUUCCUUUUUGACAUGAAAGCAUUUGAAGGUAGUGAUUAUGUUCCCAAUCCCCAAGUUUGCAGUUUUUCCUGUAGAUCACAUGACAAGUUUCUGGUCCCCUCACCAGCCUGGUUAAACAUCAGUCCUAAAAUGUGGACCUCAGGACUGAAAUCCAGUGCUACAGAUCUGACCUGGAAUAGGCUGGGUCCUCCAGCACAGACGAAACCCAGAGGGAGGCAAGGAAAUGAAUGGCAUUUUAUUAUCUGUUAAAGUCAAGGUCUCUGCCCUGAGAGCUGCUUUUCAUUUAACCAUUACCAGACAAGUUUGCUGGAAUUUUUUCUGUCUAGCCCUGGUGGGUGGAAUGGGACAGGAUGGGGACAGGGUUGGACUUCUUGGCCCUCCAUCCCUAUGGGCUGUGCCUAAAUGGACACGUGCUGACCCAUGAUCACUGACUGGUACCUCCUCUCUUGGGUACCUGGACUGCCCAGCGCUGGUACCAUCUUCCAAAGGCCUGAAACCAAGGGCAGGAGGGAAAGGGGAAAACUAUCUUUAGUUACUCCUGUCCCUGGCUCCCUGCCCAGCCUCAGGGUCAGACUGUCCAUGCAAAGAGGAGGCAACAGCUGAGUUCCAGACCCUCCCCCUUAGGAAAGCUAAAUAAAAAGCCCCUCCACCCCCAAGAGGGCAGCCAGCCAAUCCAGGGCAGAAUUAGCCCAGAAUAUCUGGAAAGAUAUGUAGGAAUACUGCUUAGAAUGGAGUAGGCCCAGGAAGGGGUGCACGUCCUCACACUACCCAGGCAUCUAUUCCUUGCCUGGUAUAGGACUUGGAAUGGGGGGGGGCGGUUAUUAGCAGCUGUUUCUGGGACCAGGACAGUCUGGCAUCUGAGGCAUCUGAGGCAUCUGAGGAGUGAAGUUGGGGCUUGAAACAAAAGCUGAACUCCCUUAACAACCUCAACAGAAACUAGUACCUCUCCUUGGUAUGUGUUAGAGUGAAGCAGGGAGGAGCGUGUCUGGAGGGGCACGGUCCUGGAGAAAAUGCAUCUAGGGAGCUCAGGAAUGUGGUCCUACCACAGGCCUAGAAAGCACCUACCCACCCUGGUUUUAGGGCCAUCACCUGGUGGUCAUGGAUACCUGAGAGAGGACCCUGUGGUCUUGCAAACACAGGGCCACCUGAAGCUGUAGCCACCGCCUCCGCCACAUCCCCCAGCCCCAUUCCAGCCGCCGCUGCCUGACCUGUACAAGGGCAACAUGAUGUCAGGAGUGGGAGCCCACCUGAGGACAUCAUGUGGGCAUCACCUGAUGACUGCAGCCUGCCCCAAUUUAACAGUUCUAAGGAUCACGGACAAGGAAGGUGUAUGCUGAAUGGGAGCAAGUGCAAAAGGCCUUUGGCAUCCUAACAAUCUAUUUGGUAUCUUUAAUGACUGGAAUUACAUGUGGAAAUAUGUUUUGCAUGGUUACAUAUGAUAUAAUCUAUGUCAAAUUGCUUAUUGUCUCAAGGAAGGAAUUUGGAACUCAAAUUUAAAAAAAUGUUAAUUCUUUUUACAUGUAAUUGGGAAAAAAUAAAAUAUCUUUUAG